GUGUCUAGACUUUGUGUGUCUCCUCGUGUCUUGAACAAACCGAAAAAUUACUUGUAAAGUUGUGUUCAUUGUGAUAACUUUAGAGUAAUGUGUUGACCAUAAUAUCAAAUGACUUAAAAAAUUAAAUUAUUAAUUAUUAUUAAAUAUAAUUAAUUAAAUCACUCAUCCUCCUACCCUUUACCAUGCAAGUACUUAAAAGUUGUCUAAAUUUUACAAAAAGUAAAUAGGUCACUUAUUACGUUUACCACUCGACAAUAGCCCGAUAUUACAAAUAUCCACAGCCAAUUUCCUUGCGACAGUUGGCUUAAUAUCUAUUCUGUCAAUACGGGACGGCAAUUUAUUAUUGCAAUAAUGAUUACCACUUGAACAAAUCCUACAUAAUAACGUGGAGAAGGUAAUAUCGUCAAAAAGAUGUUUCGCAGUCGCAGCUGGUUCGGAGGAGGAUUUUGGAAACCAAAAAAUCUUCAUUCAUUAGAACAUCUUAAGUACCUGUACAACGUUCUGUCAAAAAAUCAGACUGUUUCGGAGAACAACAGAGGUUUGUUGGUGGAAACAUUGAGAUCAAUAGCUGAAAUUUUAAUCUGGGGGGAUCAAAAUGACAGCAGCGUUUUCGAUUUUUUUCUAGAAAAAAACAUGCUGUCAUUCUUUCUUCGGAUAAUGAAACAAAAAUGUGGAAGCUAUGUAUGUGUACAAUUGCUCCAGACGCUUAAUAUAUUGUUCGAGAACAUACGUAACGAAACCUCCUUAUAUUACUUAUUAAGUAACAAUCACGUGAACAGUAUCAUAGUUCACAAAUUUGACUUCAGCGAUGAAGAGGUGAUGGCGUACUACAUAAGUUUCUUGAAGACUUUGAGUUUGAAGUUAAAUGCUCACACCAUUCAUUUCUUUUAUAACGAGCAUACUAAUGAUUUUCCUCUUUAUACUGAGGCAAUAAAAUUCUUUAAUCAUUCCGAAGGAAUGGUUCGAAUUGCAGUACGCACUUUGACAUUAAAUGUUUAUCGAGUAGAAGAUACAUCUAUGUUGGCAUUUAUACGAGAUAAAACUGCAGCUCCGUACUUCAGCAAUCUUGUUUGGUUUAUCGGAAACCAUAUUAUUGAAUUAGAUACCUGUGUGAGGAAUGAUGCUGAUCAUCAAAGUCAGAAUAGGUUAUCUGAUUUAGUAGCGGAACAUCUGGAUCAUUUACAUUAUUUGAACGACAUUCUUUGUUUAAAUAUACAAGAUUUGAAUAAAGUCUUGUCGGAGCACUUACUGCACAAGUUACUCGUUCCUUUAUAUGUAUACUCGCUGAUGAAACAUAAUAACUCCUGUAAGAAUCAAGAUGAAAAAAAGCACGUCAGCAUAGUGGUAUCACUUUUCCUUCUUUCCCAAGUAUUCUUAAUUGUGUCGUAUGGACCAUUAGUCAAGACAUUAGCUGCGGUCAUUCUAAAAUCUAAUUUAGACGUUGUCCAAAAUGGGUCCAGUAAAAUACUGGAAGAGUAUAUUGACGUAGCAUUGAGUAAAACUGUUGCUUUUACACCUCCUAAAGAAAGUCUAGAGAAAUCAUUGGAAAAUUUCAGUGAAUGCUUACAUGAUUCUUUUAAAAAGUUUGAAUGCAAUAGCGAAAAACAUGAUAAAAAAGACUGUGAUCCGCGUGAAAAUGUACACUUAGGCAAGGCAAGCACCUCGUAUGACUCAAUCGUUAAAGAAGAUACUUUUAGUUCAUUGAACGAGUUGGAAGCAAUAAUUACACAGGAAACAAUCGAAGAAAUAAAGCAUUUAAAUGUAACUGACGAAGAAAAGGAACAGAGACUGGCACUGGAAAGUCCGUUGAUUCCGCAGCAAAUCUCAAAUAAUAUUCAAGAAUGUGUAACUAGUAAACCGUUUUUGGAAACUAUUUUGAAUUCUUUAUGUUGCAUGGAAAAUGAUUAUGCUGCUCUAUUUGCCCUGUGUCUAUUAUAUGCAUUAGCAACCAAUCAAGGUGUCCAUUCAGAGGUUUCAAGUUUAGUACUUUCACCUGUGCAAGAAACGACGAAGAAUUGGUAUAACGAGAUACUAAUCGACAAACUUGUACAGAUUAUAACGUUAAGUUGCCAAACAAAUGCCAGGGUGCGAUUAGUCACUUUGGAUUUAACUACUAAAUUAUUGACUCAGUUAGUAAUCUCGGAAGGUGUAAGUUUUUUAAAUGACUCCCAUCUAGCUGCAAUUGAAACUGCAAAGGAACAAAGUGCAUCUCAACUCAGGAAUUUUUAUAAGAGCGAAGAUGUAUUCCUGGAUAUGUUUGAAGACGAGUAUAGUGAAAUUCAGAAACGUCCUUUAAAAGUGGAAUGGUUAAUGAUGGAUAGUAACAUAUUACUACGACCAACUGGUACGCCAAUGACUGGUAUUCAAUUUAGUAAAAGAUUACCCUGUGGAGAGGUAGAAAGAGCGCGACGUUCUAUAAGAGUAUUCUUCUUAAUAAGAGAACUUUCGUUAACUCUAAAUAUGGAGAUUGAGACACAGUUACCAUUGACAAAUCCAAUAUCCUGCGUCCAGGUCAACAACGUGCUUGAUCUAAAUAAUAGUGAUCUUAUCGCAUGUACGAUAGUAUGGAAAGAUGGUCAGAAAGUUCGAAGAUUUCUGGUUAUUGAUAUCAUUCAGUUAAUCCUAGUUGAACCUGAUACAAAAAAGUUAGGAUGGGGCGUAGCAAAGUUUGUUGGUUUUUUACAAGAUAUCGAAGUGGCAGGUGACAAGGAUGAUUCUAGAUGUCUCCAUUUAACAAUUCACAAGCCACUGAGCAGCAGCACUACUAAUAGAAUACCGCUUUUAUCUGCUCAGUUCAUAUUUGAUGAUCACAUACGAUGUAUGGCUGCAAAACAGAGGUUAACAAAAGGAAGAAUAAAAGCAAGACAAAAGAAAAUGGGACAAAUAGCAAGACUUUUAGACAUUCCUACCAAUACACCACAUUGCAUGACUCCUCCAAAUUAUGCUUCAAUUGGCUUGAGAUCAGAACGUGUGACAGGGCGAGGACAUAGGCAAAAGGAACAAUCGCGGCCAAUGUUUACAGUAAACAAAGUCCCUGGAUUUGCUGCUCAAAUGCAUCGAGAUACUAUCGGAAAAGGUAUAGGCUACCCACCGCUAAAUACGAAAAGAUCUGACGGAAGCUUCAAUGGAAAUUCAGUUGAAAAUGGCCUAAGAUCUAGAGACAGUUCGCCGAAAAUUCAAAGGCCUCGAAGCGAAGAGAUUCCUCUAGAGGAUAUGUGUAUUAGAAAGACGUCUUUAGCUUCCAAUGGUUCCUCUAUUAAUUCUGAAGUUGCUUCAAUAUCACGAAAAAAUUCUGAAGAAACAUCAUUUAGUUCUAAACAAAGUCAUGAAUAUAAACCUCGGAAAAGAGGACAAGUCGAAACAGUGUAA
Messenger RNA from Belonocnema kinseyi, 3369 nucleotides. It is a transcript of the gene ema, whose product is annotated as protein CLEC16A homolog. The transcript has 14 exons. Bases 412 to 3369 code for a protein of 985 amino acids. The record is from RefSeq and is a predicted model, not a curated record. Lineage: Eukaryota; Metazoa; Arthropoda; Insecta; Hymenoptera; Cynipidae. Gene Ontology annotation, cellular component: late endosome; endolysosome membrane. Gene Ontology annotation, biological process: endosome to lysosome transport; regulation of autophagosome maturation; endosomal transport.